Molecule: messenger RNA, 2001 nt
Organism: Betta splendens (Siamese fighting fish)
Lineage: Eukaryota; Metazoa; Chordata; Actinopteri; Anabantiformes; Osphronemidae
Product: transcription factor JunD-like
Exons: 1
Coding region: 275-1096 (273 amino acids)
Biological process (GO): regulation of transcription by RNA polymerase II; regulation of cell cycle; regulation of cell population proliferation
Cellular component (GO): transcription regulator complex
Molecular function (GO): transcription factor binding; RNA polymerase II cis-regulatory region sequence-specific DNA binding; DNA-binding transcription factor activity, RNA polymerase II-specific
Source: RefSeq, a predicted model, not a curated record
AUUCAAAUAAAAAAAUCUGGAAAAUGCAAUUUCUGCCCAAUGCGCGCGCCCCAGUGUGACAUAAUGGAACGUGCGAGACUAGAAAAGCUCGAGGCGGUGCGCGCGGGUGUCCAUUACACUGAGACCCAGCUCGAGAGCAGAAGGCGGCAAACGGCAUUAGAGGCGCUAAAGGUUUUUGUUUUUAUAAAUUACAGCGACAUAUUUUAUAUUUCAGUUCGUUUACGUGGGGUUAUGGACAGAACGCCGAUUUGAGGGAGUCCCGACAACGGAAAUAAUGAUGAAGAAGGACAUUAACUUAAGCCUGGCGGACGACGCAGACCUCAAACCGCACCUUCGCGACGCCGAGGGCAUCCUCGGCUCCGCGGACCUGGGGCUGCUCAAACUGGCCUCGCCGGAGCUGGAGCGGCUGAUCAUCCAGUCCAACGGAAUGGUCACCACCACGCCGACCAGCUCCCAGUUCCUCUACCCCAAGUCGGUGACGGACGAGCAGGAGUUCGCCGAGGGCUUCGUGAAGGCGCUGGAGGACUUACACAAGCAGAACCAGCUGAACGGAACCGGGCCGGCGAACGGCAGCCUGGACCUGGGCGCCAACCUCGCGCCGGUCGCCGUUCAGCCGGACCUGCCGGUGUACACGAACCUGAACAGCUACGCCAGUGGACCGCUGGGAACCACUGUCAACUACUCCACGGACACGGUUCCCUUCCCGCCUCCUCCGUCACACCAUGCGGGGACGGCCCCGCCGCAGCCGGAGCUCUCUCGGGUCCAACCGCUGAAGGAGGAGCCUCAGACGGUGCCCGACGUGCAGAGCUUCGGGGACAGCCCGCCGCUGUCUCCCAUCGACAUGGACUCGCAGGAUCGCAUCAAAGCCGAGAGGAAGAGGCUCCGGAACCGCAUCGCAGCCUCCAAGUGCCGGAGGCGCAAGCUGGAGCGGAUCUCCAGGCUGGAGGACCGGGUCAAAACGCUGAAGAGCCAGAACACCGACCUGGCGUCCACCGCUAGCCUGCUACGGGACCAGGUGGCCCAGCUGAAGCAGAAGGUCCUGGCCCACGUCAGCAGCGGCUGCCAGCUGCUGCCGCACGAGGUUCAGGUCCACUAGUGAGCGGGAUGGAGCCGCUGCCGACCAGCACAUAAGCUCCGCGGACUUUGGUGUGUGCGCCCGGGACUGAAGGAACGCCUGGGACGGACCACCUUUUAUCACUCGGCUGUUUUAGACGCUUUCAUCGUCGGUCACAUACGCGAUAGCGCAUAGUCUAAGGCAGAAAACGGUGUUAUUGCCGUCGGUGAUACCACAUUGGAAGCCAAUUCCUUUUAAUAUCCAGUUUUUGGGUUAUGCCGAAAUGAAGAGCGUUUUACUGUAUUAUGCUGUUUAUAUGAAUUCAUGGUCUGUCAUUUACUGGCGUUUACUGGUGAACCAGGCAGCAUGAAACUGCCCGAUUUCCCAAUGGGACUAGGCCAUAAGCUUUUCUAAUGGGGGAGAAAGGGACACUUACAUGGGUAUAAAGUUAUGCUCAACUUAUUUAUCCUCAUGUAAAAUGUUUACAGAGCUGCUGUGUCUAUAUACAGAAAAGAAACCUGGACCAAACACACUUAGGUGGCAGCAUUUCUACAGUAACAGCCUAUGCAAAUGUAUGACACAGAGAGCUAUACAAAACAAGUGGAGCAGUGGAGGGACAACGUCCACACAUUUGAUAUGUAGGAGAGACAUCACACAUGUAACAUAUUGCUAUAGUAACAACCUGCAUGUUGUUGACAAACUCGAAUGUUGCCCCACAGCUGGGUGUCAAAGGGAGCAAUUAAUCCAUGUUUAUCAUCUUUAACCUGUACAAACACGUGUAUUUAUCUAUUUUUUAUUCUGGUGAGUCACUAUUUCAGCGUGUUCUUGUUACAUGUGAAGACUCGUAACCUUUUUUGUUGCACUGACUGUUGUUGUCACCUCUAGCCUACAGUUAUUUGGCUGUGUCUUGAAUUAAAUGCUGCUGGCAAUAAACACUGUUUCCUCUA